Cercospora beticola is the source of this 2050-nucleotide messenger RNA. RefSeq lists its product as uncharacterized. NCBI's taxonomy places the organism in Eukaryota, Fungi, Ascomycota, Dothideomycetes, Mycosphaerellales, Mycosphaerellaceae. The record is from RefSeq and is a predicted model, not a curated record.
CUCGAUUGUGAUGCCUCGCUCUCCGGUGGCCGCAGUGGCUCUAAUCUGCUUCUGUCUCCUCACUUGCGCUCACGCCUUCGGCGCUGGCGAAGUACCAGAGGACAACGAAUGGCUUGGCUACGUCUGGCGACAUGGAGAUAUUGGUAACUUGUUACCUCUGCUGCCAGUCAGCUUCGUGAGCAACUAUGCCUUCACAAAAUUACAAGCCAAGCAGGUUUAUUUCGGCAACUGGUUACGGGACUUUUCGCAACUGCUCGAUACCACUUGCUUAGACAAGGUCCACGAGUCAAUUCUGCGGGCUGUGGUUGCGAUUUUGGCGUUUAUGGAAUUUGGACUCGCUACUGAUGGCUUCGAUGUCACAAAGGAGCGUCUUGGAGUCUAUCGACAUGAGGAGCAUAUUGAUAAUCCGAAAGGCUACGCUGACCUGCCGGACAAGGACGCCACAAAAAUCGAUGGCAGACUCCGUGGUCCAGUCAGGGAAGUGGAGCUCGAAGUCGACCCAAAGACUGGCAUGAAAAACUAUAUUGCAAACUCAGGAAAGGAUUGGACGACAUCAGCUGACUAUAUCCGUAAGAAGCUGUGGGCAUGCAUUGAAUACAAGCGUAACGAAAAUGAGGCGGAUGCGCUCAUCAGCCUGGGAGCGGCAAUGCACACUAUAGAAGACUUCGCCGCCCACAGCAAUUUCAUCGAGCUGUGUCUCCGUGAAUUUGAUGGAUGUCAGGAUAUCUUCGCAUUUGUGGGCGACAAGAGUUGGAUAGAGGCACCUGGCUCGCACAGCAAAGUCCCUCCGUUAACAACAGGCACAUUUGGCGCUGUUGAUAUCCUGCACAGCUUUCUAGGAGAGGCCGAUGACCGCGCGGCCAUCAUCAACAGGGGCGAGACGAGAACUACCUCUUUUGGCGACCUGUCAAAUAUGCAGUCCAAGCUCUUUUCAUCCUCGAAUUUCAAAAGUGCCUUCCAGGCCAUUGCUUCAGUUGCUGAGAAGAUCUCGUCACUUACGCCAGGGAACAGCGACAUUGCUGGUCAGCUGCAAUCAAUCAAUUCUGCUGUCACGGAUGCUCAGAACAAUUCCAACCAGACCAAAUCCUCAGAUGAAAAAUCCGAUGAACCUUUUCCCAACUUAUGGAAUGCAAUCCACCCAAUCUUCAAACUUCACGACGACAUUCAGCUCUGGACCAUGAAGCAUGAUGAUGGACCUACCUUUCCUGGGCUGAGCAAAGCUAUAGAAGACAUCAAGACACAGGCGGACAAUCUUGCAUACAAGUUACUGGCUGCGUUCAUCGAACCGGCGCUCAACGAAGUCCGUGCAGCUGCAGAAAUGGCCAAGCAGCAGACAGUCGAGAUGAGUAAGGCGUCAGAAAUUUGGGAACCAGGCUCCAUGGACUCCAAUCCAACACAUUCAGAACUGGCAAAAGAUCAUUUCAGCAAUCUUUUAAAUCAGCCAGCGGGCAUCAUUGCCACUAUCUGCCUGAACUGGAGCACUCAGCAGAUAGUGAAAUGCUGGGAUGAUCCUUCAUUAGAUGUCGAAGAGACGAUCGAGGAUAUCCUCUCCAUCAUGCACCAUCCUGCAUUCGUGCAAGAACCAAGCGACAUACAGCGAUACAUGCAAGAUUCUGUCCGCGAGUGGUGGGACGCCCACAGCGAAGAUCAGCACAUAUACUUGCUGAAGAAGCUCUCGAAAGAAUCCGCCCAGGACCGAUGGAAUCACCAUGAUCACACAAUGACUGCUCGAGACAUGGCGGGUCGAGGCACGAAGGGCUUCGCCUCGUUUCCAGGAGCCUGGCCAGAGACUACUCCACGACCAGUCGACGAUACAUUACGACAGCAGUUCGUGAAGAAAGUCCAAGAGGUAGCGGACGGGCUUCGAAACGCUAGCGAGAAAGUCGUAGAUGCAGCUCACACAGUUGGAGACAAAGUCGGAGUCACCAAGGCGUUAGGGCUAGGCAAGUCGGAGGAAUUGGAUGACGCGGUGACACGACUUGCGAAAGAGCACGACAUCAGUGAGGGAGAAGUCAGAAAGAAGCUUGACUUAGGUGGACCUCACUUGUAG